AUGGUUUGUUUUAAAUCGUUGUUUGUUUUAGUAUUUUUACAGGCAGCUUUGGUGAACUGUCUAAAGACUGGUGUUUUAUUUUCUAAUGAACAUGGGUUUUUAAAGAAUACCAAGGAAUCAUUAUUAAAAUUUACUGAUAAACAACCUACUGUUGUAUUUAAAUUUUUAGAUUACUCUAUUUCAGAUGCAUUCAGUUCUUAUAAUGAUAAAGAGAAAAAUAAAUUGAAAUAUUUAACAAGUUUUUUUGAAGACCAAGUUGUCGGUGUUAAGACAAUUAAAAAACCUAAGAAGUAUUGGAACUCAAUUAAAUCUACUUUAAAGAGUAAUAAAGAAAUUGAUGUCAAGGUUAUAACGUUUAAAAAAUUACCUGAAACACCAUAUGCAAUCUUUCAUAAAAUCGCCAUUCAAGAUAAAGAUGUUAUUGUUCUUAAAUUCGAGGAUGAAGUGUACGAUUUAUCUAAGUUGAAUGAUACUCUAGAGUCGGUUAUGAAUAGAUUAGUGGAAGUACUCGGAAAGGACAUACGUGUCAUCUUAUUUAACUACUCAAAUGACGAACACAAACCUCAUGUAAUUGGUAAGACAGGUGCCGUCAUUGGAGGCAAAGAAGUUGCUUUUCACAGAAAUAUGAAGUUUCAGAAGUUGAAGAGAGAUGAUGGAGAAGAAGUUGAAGAAGUUGAAGAUAUUAAAGAUGAAGAAGACACAGAAGAUGAAGUCAUUUCAUAUGAUGAGAAAGUAGAUGAAGAAAAUGCAGAGGACAAUGUCAUUUUAUAUGAUGAGAAAGAAGAUGAAGAUAACGCGGAAGAUAACGACAUACUAAGUAAAAUAUGGACUGAAGGCUUAUUGAUGUGUUUAUUGGUCUCCAUCUUCUUAUUCGGACUUCUAGCUGUCGCUCUCUCAUGGAUGACCAGUUUAGAAAUCAGCUACGGUGCUUUUGAAAAGCAAUCAAACCCAUUAAAGAAAACUAAUUAA
This is a messenger RNA of Tetrapisispora phaffii CBS 4417, 969 nucleotides long. RefSeq names its product Voa1p (gene VOA1). The coding region runs from base 1 to 969 and encodes 322 amino acids. The transcript has a single exon. The record is from RefSeq and is a predicted model, not a curated record. NCBI's taxonomy places the organism in Eukaryota, Fungi, Ascomycota, Saccharomycetes, Saccharomycetales, Saccharomycetaceae.